AUGGAGCCCUGGGGCCGGGGAUGGAGUGUCCUGUAUCCAGAGAUUGUGUCUAUAUCCGGGGAUGGUGCCCUGGGGCCGGGUGUGGUGCUCUGCGCCCGGCAGCUCCCGCAGCUCUGCAGAGUUGAGAGCCUGUCCCGGGCACGAAGGGGUUCGGGGGUUCUGUGGGGGACCCACGGAAGGUGGGUACACGCCGGCGCCCAGCGCUGCCCCGGUGACCCCGCCUGGGUGAUCCCGAACCGCUGGAGUACGACGAUGCUGCUCCGGGCAGGGGAAAUCUCGCUCAGCAGAGAUGUCGAACAGGUCUGUGGCAUCAAUGUGAAUGUCUGCUGUGGUGCACAGUUCUCAGUGGAUUUGACGGCAGUCAAGCCAAGCCUGGUGCACAGCCACAGGUUUGAGAAGAACCAGAUAAGAACUGUAAUACAAUCUGUUCUCUUUCAUUGUUUGGUUCAUGCAGGCACAGGCUUGCUGCAGGAAGUGGUGUAUCUAGUGAGUCAGGGAGCUGAUCCAGAUGAGAUUGGACUAAUGAAUAUAGAUGAGCAACUCCCAGUCCUAGAGUACCCUCAGCCCGGUCUGGACAUCAUCAAGGAACUGACCUCCCCGCGACUCAUCAAAAGCCACCUCCCCUAUCGGUUUUUGCCUUCAGACCUCCACAACGGCAACUCAAAGGUAAUAUACAUGGCUCGAAACCCCAAAGACCUGGUGGUGUCUUAUUACCAGUUCCACCGCUCCCUAAGGACCAUGAGCUACAGAGGAACGUUUCAGGAGUUCUGCAGAAGGUUUAUGAAUGACAAGUUAGGAUAUGGUUCGUGGUUUGAACAUGUGCAAGAGUUUUGGGAACACCACAUGGAUGCCAAUGUACUUUUUCUCAAGUAUGAAGACAUGCAUAAGGACCUAGCAACAAUGGUUGAGCAGCUGGUGAGGUUCUUAGGAGUUUCUUAUGACAAAGCUCAGCUGGAAUCCAUGGUGGAACACUGCCAUCAACUCAUUGAUCAGUGCUGUAAUGCAGAGGCUCUUCCUGUUGGCAGGGGACGAGUUGGGCUAUGGAAAGACAUCUUCACUGUUUCAAUGAAUGAGAAAUUUGAUUUAGUUUAUAAACAGAAGAUGGGAAAAUGUGACCUCACAUUUGAUUUUUAUUUAUAAAAAAUGCAUGCAUAUGAUAUCCAGAUAUAGCUAAAAGUGCUUUAUGCAUUCAUUUAUUACUUGCUGGACAAACUAUUGUAGCUAUUAUGUGUAAUAAAAUUUAAAGAAAGAAAAACAAUCUAAGUAAACCAUAUCAGAUACAAUUAUCUUUGAUCCUGAACAGCUGUUUAUCUUCUAGUAUUUAAGUCCUUUGUCCACAUGCAAGAACUUCCCAGACAAUACUAGAACAUUCAGCUGUUAUGGAAUGUAUUAUAUACGUAUAAGGUAUGUAUCAUAUAUGCAACUAGAAUGUACACCUUUUCAGCCCCACAUUGAUUAUUUAAUGUGUUUUAUAAAAGCUUGUCACUAGAACCUAAAUAAACAUCUGUAAACCAAAUAAAAAUUUAUUUCUGAGGGAAACAAGUAACAGGCCAAAACGGUACGCUAGAAUGAUCUCAGGGGUUAAUUGUCACAUUUAUUUUUAUAGCAGGUAUAACCAAGUAUAAAUAAAUCCCAUUCCAAAAUAGGAACCGAUCCAAGUGGGGUUCACAUUAGGUUCUGCACACCCUUAUCUGCGUGAUUUGAGUAGGUUCUGUGCACUGGCACAUUCUGCAAGACAGGGCUUGUUCUGAUUUACAGCUGUGAUUGUCAGCCUGAUCCCAAAUCCCACCCAUGCCUUUAUGGACACAGCUCAGAGCUGGCUUCCUAAUGCAGGCAGUUCAGCUCCAUGCAGAGCUGGAGCUGAUAGAUGACAGACAGCAGAUAGAUGAUUCUUAAGCCCUUAGUUCUAGGUCACUCCCUCAAAAUGGGGCUUAAAAGCCAGGAAUCUGGUGCAGGGACUUUCCUGAAGAACCAGUCUUCAACCCAUGUCACUUUGCUGUGUGAAUUUCUCCCUUUAGGGGCAACCCCAGAAAUUAAAGUGCUGGAUAAGCUCCUUUAGUUCCUCUAAAAGGUGAGGGCACCUAGAAGUGUUUAUGGGUUGUACUCCUGGACUCCAACAGACCUAAGGGGAAGAUCUGUGCCACUAAAGCAGGAAAAGGGAACUGCAGCAUCCGAGGAGAAGAGUUGAUGGAUAUGCCAGCAGGUGGGAGUAUUGCACAAAUAUCCAUGCACAAUAAGUUCCAGGAAUUGUUAGCCAUGACUGAUCUGGAUUAUAAUCAGGAUUCAAGUUUAUUUCUCUUAUCUUUUUUUUCAUCUCUACAUAAACUGCCUGAAGCAGGCUACUAUCGCUACAGAACUCUCACAAAUUAUUUUAUCGUUCCAUUAUGUAAUGACACCCAUGCUUUUUAGGUUCUCAGCUGCAGGAGGCCCAUUUUUGCUAGUCAAAUGUUCAGGCUCACCAAAAACUGAGGAAAGACUAGUUUUUAGUGUUUCAGUUCUGUUGGGAAACUGUCAGUUCAGCACUGGCAAGUGGUGUAGCAUGAUGUGGCUUGACAGCACUUUUCCCUGUAUAUUUGUGAGUGAAAAUGCUUUCAGUGAAAUUUUAUUUCUAUUUUUAUAUUUUUAGUACUGUAUGAAUAUUAAGCACUACACAUUAUACUUCUGUGCUUGCUUGCUUACUGAAUAAAAGAUAUGUUCUGUGCA
Cyanistes caeruleus (blue tit) is the source of this 2703-nucleotide messenger RNA. Lineage: Eukaryota; Metazoa; Chordata; Aves; Passeriformes; Paridae. The record is from RefSeq and is a predicted model, not a curated record.